Messenger RNA from Exophiala viscosa, 1413 nucleotides. Its product is annotated as succinate dehydrogenase/fumarate reductase flavoprotein. The coding region runs from base 378 to 1046 and encodes 222 amino acids. The record is from RefSeq and is a predicted model, not a curated record. NCBI's taxonomy places the organism in Eukaryota, Fungi, Ascomycota, Eurotiomycetes, Chaetothyriales, Herpotrichiellaceae. The transcript has a single exon.
GUCCUCGGAGCUGAGGUGCACACGCUUCCACGAGACCGGUGGAAGCAGCACGAUAAGUUGUACAAAACCGUCCAUCCGUGGCUGCCAUUCAAUGCCGGGCGGAGCAAGAAGGCCAUCGAGGAGGCGGCGCAACUGGAAUCGGGCUCGACAACGCGGCGGCCGAUCAGAGCACGUGGCGGCGUCGUACUGUGCACGGGGGGAUACAAUCGAAGCCUACGAGGCUUCCCAUAAUCGGCAAGUACUCACCUGUGCUGGCGAAGAACUACGAGAAAACCCUGCCACUGGGAUCCAUCAGCGACGACGGCACGGCAUUGGGCUUAGGCGUCUCCGCAGGAGGUGCAUUGGGACUGCUCCGAAAGAUCAGCGUCUCACGCACCAUGGUGCCACCGAAUGUGUAUGCACAUGGGAUUCUAGUGAACGCAAACGGCAAGAGAUUCAUCAAUGAAGGCGCCUAUGCCAUGUUCAUCGGGACCGAAAUGUUGAAUCAGCCCGAUGGCAGGGGGUAUCUGAUCCUGGAAUCUCGCCAUUUCUGGUACGGCGUGUAUAAAUGCUUCUUCACUGGCGGGGCUUUUCUCCUCUGGGGUUUGCCGCCGUUGAUCAACAUCUUCUUGGGGGGUACUCGACGAGCGAGAUCCGUCGGGAAGCUAGCGGCAAAGAUCAAAGUGACGCCUGACGGCCUGAAGCAACAGAUUGACGAGUACAACAAUGCCAGCGUGCGUGGCGAGUUGGACAAGUUGGGAAAGCUGCAAAAGCUGUUCACCCCUGUCUCCAAGGGCCCCUUUUAUGCCGUCAACGUGUCGCUGAGAAACAAGUACAAUACCGCCCAAACCAUUACCAUGGGAGGUCUGGUCGUAGAGGAAGAGACUGGAAAGAUUGUACGGCCUGACGGCAGAUCCAUUUCGGGGCUUUAUGCCGCAGGCAGAGCAGCGGUUGGAAUUUGCUCGGGUGGAUUUGUGAGUGGCAUGGCACUCGCAGAUGCCAUCUUCAGCGGGCGCCGUGCGGGCAAGGCCGCUGCGGAUCAGGCGCUGUCCAAACAUGGGAAUUAGACGUGAAAGCCACGAACUUCUGACCUGAUCUGCUCCAUGUGUAUUUCUCUCGUGACUGUAUGGCCCAGCUCUGGCAAUUGGGUUUGUUCCGUCGCCGCAUUGCUCUCAACCAUGAUCGUCGCAGAACGAGGAAUCAACCCGUGAGGUUCUUGGAAGGGCAAGGCAUUCCCCGAACGGACGACGCCAAACAGGAUCGAGAGUCUCAAAGCGGCGCGAGGCCGUAUCUCACCAUCGCGAGUUCCCCUGCACCGCGAUGCAGAUUUCUAAGAAAUCUUAGGGAAUACGCGUAUUAGAGCUUAGACUCUUCUGGCGAAGGCUUUGACGUACGAUAAAUCCAUUGGUGCGAAGUAGUACUGUUACGUGAGCC